CGGCAAGCUGCCAUUCUGACUCGUUUCCUACUUCCUUUCCCCAAACUGUUUCCCCCCCCCAUUUGAAAACAUGUCUGCAAAGCCUGGACGCGUGCUGCUUGCCUACUCUGGUGGAUUGGACACCUCCUGCAUCCUUGCCUGGCUGAUCGAGCAGGGAUACGAAGUGUAUGCAUUUAUGGCAGAUGUUGGCCAGGAAGAGGAUUUUGUUGCGGCAGAGAAAAAAGCUCUCAAAGUUGGAGCGAAGAAAUUUUUCUUGGAGGACAUGAAACGGGAGUUUGUCACAGAGUUGAUUUAUCCAGCUGUUCAAGCGAACUGUAUCUAUGAGAAUGUAUAUCUACUUGGAACAUCUCUUGCUCGACCCGUUAUUGCUCGCGGAAUGAUUUCUGUUGCUGAGAGGGAAGGAUGCGACUUCGUCUCUCAUGGCUGCACCGGAAAAGGAAAUGAUCAAGUCCGAUUCGAGCUCGCCUUUUACGGGCUCAAACCUGAUAUUAAGGUCGUCGCUCCCUGGCGGAUUCCAGCGUUCUACAAUCGAUUUGCCGGUCGAUCAGCACUUCUUGCAUACGCCGCCGAAAAAAACAUCCCUGUCGCACAGACAGCCGCUCAACCCUGGUCGACAGACGAAAACCUUUUCCACAUAUCUUAUGAAGCCGGCAUCCUCGAAGAUCCGAACACAACCCCUCCUGCCGAUAUGUGGAAGCUGACCGCUUCCCCCGAAGAAGCUCCUCAAACUCCCGAACGCCUCACUAUCGAAUUCAAAGCCGGCCUUCCGAUUAAGGUUGUGGUCGACAGCGGCAAGACCUACACGGAUGGUGUUGAGAUUUUCCUCGCUCUCAAUGACCUGGCAAGGAAGCACGGUAUCGGCCGUAUCGAUAUCGUCGAGAACCGAUUCAUCGGCGUCAAGUCACGAGGGUGCUACGAAUCUCCUGGUGCUACAAUUCUUCGUGCUGCUCACGUCGACCUUGAGGGUCUUACUCUCGAUAGGAAUGUACGAGCUUUGCGAGACCAAUUUGUUACGGUCGAACUUAGCAACAUCUUGUACAACGGUCACUUCUUCACACCCGAACGCGAGUUCAUCACAUCUGCCAUCCCUGCCAGUCAGAGGACUGUCAACGGUGUGGUUAAAGUCAAGCUUUACAAAGGGAAUGUCAUUAUUGAAGGUCGUGUAAGUGACGAGGGACUUUAUGACCCACGGCAAUCCUCCAUGGAUGAACUAGGAGGCUUUGAGCCCACUGAUACCACCGGUUUUAUUCAAAUCGAAUCCAUCAGGAUCAAAAAAUGGGCUCAAUCCAAUAUCAAAAAAGGCCAGGCCGGCGUCGAACCAAAAGAUGUAUAUUACACUCGCAUCUAA
Marasmius oreades (fairy-ring Marasmius) is the source of this 1348-nucleotide messenger RNA. RefSeq names its product argininosuccinate synthetase (gene ARG1). Gene Ontology annotation, molecular function: ATP binding; argininosuccinate synthase activity. Gene Ontology annotation, biological process: urea cycle; L-arginine biosynthetic process. The transcript is spliced from 9 exons. The coding region runs from base 71 to 1348 and encodes 425 amino acids. Gene Ontology annotation, cellular component: cytoplasm. The record is from RefSeq and is a predicted model, not a curated record. Lineage: Eukaryota; Fungi; Basidiomycota; Agaricomycetes; Agaricales; Marasmiaceae.